This is a messenger RNA of Salvia hispanica, 878 nucleotides long. RefSeq names its product transcription factor MYB35-like. Lineage: Eukaryota; Viridiplantae; Streptophyta; Magnoliopsida; Lamiales; Lamiaceae. The record is from RefSeq and is a predicted model, not a curated record.
UUGUUUAUUAAAGGCCUCUUAAAUUUAUCACAAUUCCACCACAAUAUUGAUAAAAAUCAUAUAGUACUACUAAUUCUCCAUAUGGUUAAAAACAGCAGCGGAGAUGCAGAAGCAAAAAUGGCUGCGGCUUUUGCUUCCAAGCAACGAGGAAUAGGUAACUGGACAACUUGUUCCAAGAGAUCAUCAGGGCAGAGAAGAAGUGGGAAGAAAUGGAGCAGUAAUCAAAAGCCUGAUCCAAAGGUCACAAGCUUCACCCCUCAGGAAGAGGAUCUGAUCAUCCAGCUGCAUUCCGUGGUCGGAAGCAGGUGGACUAUCAUAGCCCAACAGCUGGGAGAAAAGACGGAGAGCGACGUGAAAAAUGUAUGGAACAGCAAACUGAAGAAGAAGCUGUCGGCGAUGGGGAUCGAUCCGGUGACUCACAAGCCCUUCUCCCAGAUCUUGGCCGAUUACGGCAGCAUGGGCGCGUUUCCGGCCACGCGCCACCACGAUCUCUCGAGGGGCUUCAAAGGGACGGCGCCAUCUGUGAAUGCGGAGGUCUCCGUUGGGAAUCAAGAGGCGUCGAGCUUCAGCUGGAGUGAUUUCUUUCUGGAGGAGGCUUUUGCGGCGCAAGAACACGGAGGUGGUGAUGAUGAGGUUUUGGGAGAGGGGAAGAUUGAUGGCGGUGGUGGAGGAGGCUUUGAUGCGGCGGCGACGACGUCGUCUGCGUUUGUGGAAGCGAUGAUUGGGAAGCAAGAUGAGAUGUGCUCGCAGCUGCCUUGCUUCUAUGAGGAGCCAUUUUACUAUUGAUGAAAACAGUUGUGUUUGCUUUUGUACACAUGGUGUCCAUGUCUUGCUCUAUUGAUUGAAAUUGAAUAUUCCAUUUGUCUAGAGGUGACCAA